CCCGUGGAUGGUGAUGGACCUCACACCGAGUAGUUCUGUGAAACUGAGUGAUGGGCACUUCAUGCCAGUGCUGGGCCUGGGCACUUAUGCUCCGGAGACCGUUUCUAAGAGUCUGGCAGAAGAGGCCACCGAGAUGGCAAUUGAUAUAGGCUAUCGUCAUAUUGACUCAGCUCACCUGUACAUGAACGAAGAAGAGAUUGGGAGGGCCAUCCACAAGAAGAUUGCCAGCGGUACUGUGAAGAGAGAGGACCUAUUCUGCACCUCAAAGCUGUGGAGUACCUUUUUACGUCCAGAAUUGGUACAAACUGGCCUGGAAAUGACACUGAAGAAACUUCAGCUGAGCUAUUUGGAUCUUUAUCUUAUUCAUUUCCCAGGAGGUCUGAAGCCUGGGAAGGAGCUUAUCCCCAUGGAUACACAAGGAAAUGCUAUUUUUGACAGAGUGGAUAUCUGUGCCACGUGGGAGAUCCUGGAAAAGUGCAAGGAUGCAGGACUGGUCAAAUCCAUUGGUGUGUCCAACUUUAACCACAGGCAGAUAGAGAAAAUCCUCCACAAACCAGGACUUAAGUACAAACCUGUUUGUAACCAGGUGGAAUGCCACCCUUACCUGAACCAGCACAAACUUCUGGAGUUCUGUAAAUCCAAUGACAUUAUCUUGACUGCAUUUGCUGCCUUGGGAUCCGAUGCAAGAAAGGACUGGGUGACCAAGAAUAAGCCGCCCCUCCUGGAGGAUCCAGUGAUCAAAGCCAUUGCUGGAAAGCACAUGAGGACUUCUGCCCAGGUGGCCCUACGCUACCAGCUUCAGCGGGGCGUGGUGGUCCUGGCCAAGAGCUUCAACGAGAAGAGAAUCAAAGAGAACUUCCAGGUGUUUGAUUUCCAGUUGUCACCAGAGGAUAUGAAUAAACUAGACAGCUUAAACAGAAACAUUCGCUAUCUGGAAGAUCUUUUAUUUGCUCAGCAUCCAGAUUAUCCAUUUAAUGAUGACUACUAG
Molecule: messenger RNA, 988 nt
Organism: Condylura cristata (star-nosed mole)
Lineage: Eukaryota; Metazoa; Chordata; Mammalia; Eulipotyphla; Talpidae
Product: prostaglandin F synthase 1-like
Exons: 9
Coding region: 8-988 (326 amino acids)
Biological process (GO): daunorubicin metabolic process; doxorubicin metabolic process; prostaglandin metabolic process
Cellular component (GO): cytosol
Molecular function (GO): aldose reductase (NADPH) activity; ketosteroid monooxygenase activity; androsterone dehydrogenase [NAD(P)+] activity
Source: RefSeq, a predicted model, not a curated record